GCUGAUUGUUAUUUUUGGAAGUGCUUCCACUUAUUAAUAUUAUUUGACAAAGUCUAACUUAGGGACGUAAAUACCAUAACUAUCAUAUUUGCAUAUUGAUAAUUUAGAUCACAAGGACUAUGACCUAAAAAGCAUAUGAGAACAAACUUACUCUAAUCCAUACAGAUACCAUUUCUUUUGUAGUUUAGUAUUUUUUUUAUAGCUACAGCUAUAGUGUAUUUGAGCUUUUCCUAAAAUUGGAGAAUGGAAGGUCCUUGUGGUAUGGAUCCUUCUCGGGCACCUUACAGGUUUCUCGUCCUUUUCUUCAACUGUAUGCUGACAUUCGGUAGUUAUUUCUGUUUUGACAUGCCAAGUGUUUUGCAAGACGAUUUUACCAACAGUGAAAACUGUACCAAUGUUACCGCUGGAAACGUGAGCCACCAAGUCUGUGACUGCGAUGGCUGCCUGGGAAUGUCCGACGAUGACUACAAUCUGCUUUAUGCUAUUUACGCCUGGACAAAUGCUUUGGUGGUUAUAGGAGCAGGAUUUUUAAUCGAUAAAUUGGGAAACAGAUUGGGCGUUUUCCUGUUUUCUUUCCUGUGCGUUUUGGGGUCAUGUACAUUUGCUGCUGGUGCUUUCCUUAAGGGGACAUCCUAUUUGCUGCCAGUCAUGUUGCUUGGAAGAUUAUUAUUCGGAUCAGGCAAUGGCUCCUUAACAAUUGUACAGAACAGAAUUACAGCAUAUUGGUUCAAAAACAAAGAGCUGGCCCUAGCAUUUGGAAUCACUCUGGCCUUUUCUAGACUCGGGAGUGUUCUGAAUUUCUUCCUUACACAGAGUUUUAAAGAUGUGCAUGGUUUACCAUGGACUUUAUGGGGAGGAGCCAUGCUGUGUGGACUUGGUUUUAUCUGUGCCCUUGUGGUCAGCUUCCUUGACAAGAUGGGGGUCAGGGCCUUGGGGGAUGAAGAUAACCUCAAAAUGCAGUCCAAGAAGCUGAAAGUAACAGACAUCAAGCAUUUCUCCCUGUCUUACUGGUUGUUGGCCCUGGCAAUUAUGUUCUUCUACAAUGGAGUUUUUCCCUUUGUGGCAGAUGCUAGUAAAUUCAUUCACUUAAAAUACCAUAUGGAUCCAAAAGUCAGUGCUUACAUAGCUGGGGCAGUUUAUGAUGUUUCUAUGGUGCUGUCACCCUUUCUAGGAGGCAUUAUUGAUGUUAUUGGGAAGCGGGGCAUUCUGGCCCUCCUUUGUUCCCUGCUGACCAUUCCACUGUUCGGACUUCUAGCCUUCACCACUGUCUACCCCCUCGUCUGUACCCUGUGGCUGGGAGUCACCUACUCCUUUGCUGCUGCUAGCUUGUGGCCCUCCAUUCCGCUCGUUGUUUCCCAAGCAACUGUUGGAACAGCCAUGGGACUGACCACGUCUAUACAGAUGAUUGGAAUUGGAAUCUCCAAUCUUAUCGUGGGCCAGAUCCUUGGAAAGAAUGACAAAGACCAGGAUGCAGAUCAGACACUGAGGAGAUGGAAGUUUGUGAUGAUAUUCUUGUUGGCCAAUUCCUUAGCUUGUGUGGCCACAACCACUUUUCUGAACAUUAACGACAAAAGGAAGGGUGGCAUAUUGAACAUCAGUAGAAAAGAGAGGCAGCAACAAGAGUUUGAGAAAUCCAUAAAGCAGAAGGAUGAAGACGAGGAAGAAAAGCCAUUGUUAGGAAGGCGGGAACACAGAAUUAAUUAGUGGCACUCAUAGUUAUGAUUAUGAGUGAAGCUCUGAGAAGUGGGGUGUUAUAUUUAU
Molecule: messenger RNA, 1761 nt
Organism: Magallana angulata
Lineage: Eukaryota; Metazoa; Mollusca; Bivalvia; Ostreida; Ostreidae
Product: major facilitator superfamily domain-containing protein 1-like
Exons: 13
Coding region: 244-1704 (486 amino acids)
Biological process (GO): transmembrane transport
Molecular function (GO): transmembrane transporter activity
Source: RefSeq, a predicted model, not a curated record